CAGCGCUGUGUGUCAGGGGCUUUGCAGCAGCAGGACGAAUGACGGCUGAGUUAGAGGAAGUUACUGGUAGCUGGGAGCAGUUGUGCUAGUAUGUAACCUUUCACGAGUUGGAUACAGCACCGCAGUGAGAAAGAGGAAGGCAGCAGCAUUCAUGGAUAUUGUGGACACCUUUAAUCAUUUAAUACCCAGUGACCAGUUGGACGACUCCCUGAUAACAGGUCAGAAUUUGGAAUGUGAAGCCAGUAAUGAGUUUGGGACAGGACACCGGCUGGAAGACUCACUGAAGAACAUGCUCAGUGACAAAGACCCCAUGUUUGGAUGUGCAAGCUCUCAGUUCAAUUUGCUGGACAAUGAGGACGCCACUUUUCAGAUUGCUGGCUCAGCAGGUCUCAGUGAUGGUUCAGCAUCCGCAGGCCUUGGCAGUGAACUGACAGUUGCAGAGACCACACAAGUCAAGAGGCCUGUUGGCAGGCAGAAGAAACGAACAAGUUAUUUAGAUGGUAAUGAGCAUUGCAGUGAUCCACAGCCCGCUAACAUAUCCACUAACACCAUGAUCCGAGGACGACCGGGGAGGAAACCAGCCAACAGGCUACGGAAGUCAUUUGUCAUUGAGAAAGGCGUUAAAGGCGCCCAGCUGAAGAGAGAAUUAACUCUGGGAGGGCGUAUUAAUGUUAAUGAUCUUGAUUGUGGACUAUGGCUGAAGCCUUCUGUUAUAUUGAGACGACUGACGGUCACAAUUGCAGGAUUCAGGAUUGAGCUGCUUCCGGGACCCUCUUACACAGAAAAUGUUGAAGCGAGCCAGUCUGUGUGCCUUGACAGUGGUUUUUCAUAUGCUGGGGAUAUUGGGUUUGCCGUGUUGCCAGAUGAAGCUGUCAGUGUACAGAAUCCCACACCUGAAGCAGUGGCAGAGGUGGAUGCAACUGAGAAGAGCUCUGCUGAUGAUGCGGCCCUCGGCCUGGGCCCGUAUGUGAAUCCUAAUGACGUGCAGGCCUCCAACGGGACAGUAAUGGGGAGUGCCUGCCCGCAGGAGACAAAACUUAACAAUCAGGAUGUUCCUAAAAAUCAAAAGUCAGUGAGUAAGGAAAAAUCUGACAUCAGAGAGCCACAAAACACUGAGAAUAACAGAACUACUGUUACACAUAAGACUGAUGAUAAGGAAAAGCACCAGAUUGUGGCCAAAAUACCGCUCAAGUCAAAACAAGGACUUGCCUCUGACAAGAAUAAGGACUUGGUUUCAGGUAAACCAAACAACAUGAUUAAGGGAGAUAAAGUAAUCCAAAACACGCCACCCAAAAUCCAAAGAGGAGACCCGCACAAAAUGAAAUCUCUAAAGGAAAAGACAGACAUUUCACCUUUGAAAAGGCCUGCGGAAAACACCCAAAGUGAGCAUGUGCCUAAAAUACAAAAGACACAGGGCGCAGGAGAAAGUAAAGCAAAGCCAAAAUUGCCAAGUACACCCAGCUCUGUAGCGAAGAAGAGCCCAUCAUCUGGUCACCGUGUUGAUCAGCAGGGACCGACCAAACAUCCGCCCAAUAUCCCCAAAGUAGAGACCGCUAACCUGACGCACGGCCGUCCAGGCCACCCUGUAAAAACACCUGAGGAAGGAGGGCAAGAAAAGUCCAAACUGAAAAAGCCAGAAAAGAUCCUUCAAAGACAGAAAAGCAGAACUUCAAGAAGCAUCUCUGUGGAGGAGCCGCAGCUGUUUAUUCCAGAUAACGCUCCUGUUGUGAAGAAGGAAAGUGCUGAGGAGCAACCUGCUAACAGCGAGUCUGUAUGGGACGGGAACAACUGCUGUGGCCAGUGCAAGAAACACCACAAUAAUAUGUUCAUGGUAGGCUGUGGUCGCUGUGACGACUGGUUCCACGGCGACUGUGUUGGUCUUGACCUGACGAAAGUACGCGAAAUGGAGGAGGAGGACCAGAUGUACGUGUGCUUAAAGUGCUGUGAGGAGGAGACCAAAAAGGUGGAGCCUGAACCCCCGAGUGCAGCCAAACCAGAAGUUCAAGCAAAAACUGAGGUACAGGAAGUUAAACCGCCCCCCAAACCCCAACCCGGACCAUCUCAGGCACUCGCAUCAGGGGGCGUCAGACCAGUAAGAAAGGAUCCUGAUAGAAGGCAGUCCACAGAUGGCAGAGAGGCAGCUCAUAAACCAGGCUUUUAUCUCAAACAAGAGACGAAGAGUAAGACUCCGUCAUCAGCUUCAAAGAAACCGGUGUCUGUGGAGGCAAUCAGGCGAAGUGUGCGUGAUUCUCUGAAAGAAAUCCUCAUACAGAGGUUGAAGGAGUCUGAUUUAAACGUCUCAGUGGAGAGGGCCUCAGAAGUUGCCAAGAAGACAGAGAGAGAGCUUUUUCACUUGUAUAAAGACACUGACAACAAAUACAAGAACAAGUACCGAAGCCUAAUGUUUAACCUCAAAGAUACUAAAAAUAAUGUCCUUUUUAAGAGGGUCCUCAAAGGGGAAAUUUCUCCUGGUAACCUAAUUCGAAUGAGCCCCGAGGAACUGGCCUCAAAAGAAUUGGCUGCUUGGCGACAAAGGGAGAACCGACAUACGAUUGAGAUGAUCGAAAAAGAGCAAAGAGAGGCAGAGAGACGGCCGAUCACUAAGAUCACGCACAAAGGUGAAAUUGAAAUCGAGAGCCAAGAACCAGCAAAGGAACCAGUGAAGGCCCCUGAGCCUGAAGAGCUUAAGUCUCCUCCCAAAGUGGCAGAAAUCUCAGCAGAGCCUCCAAAAACCCCAGAGGAUAAAACAGAGAGUACCAAGACGGAGAAAGACACCACCAGCCAACACAAGUCUCAUUUAUUUGACCUACACUGCAAAAUCUGCACUGGUCGUAUGGCUCCCCCUGUGGAGGAGGCACCAACCAAAGUGGUCAAAGUUGCCACCACAGUGGUUCGGAGGCAGUCUACUACUAAAGCAGAAGAGACGAAGAGCACACCACCUGCAAUCGAUGACGACCUGCACCUCACCGUUCUAGAGGAGAGCUUCCGAAAUGCUCAGUCGGUUUAUGAAGGACGGUCGGAUCACGCAACUGGAAGAGAUGAAGAGGCCGCUUUCCUUUCCAACCUGAAGUCCCUGUGGCGAGGAUUUAUUCAUAUGCACUCUGUGGCAAAGUUUGUGACAAAAGCUUUUCCUGUCUCUGGCAUUUUGGACAACUUGACUGAGGACCUUCCAGAUAGCAUUCAAGUUGGUGGAAGGAUAAGUCCACAGACGGUGUGGGACUACUUGGAGAAGAUUCGGGCAACUGGAACAAAAGAGGUGUGCCUGAUUCGCUUCUCCCCUGAGACAGAGGAAGAUGAGAUCUCCUAUACUCUUCUGUACGCCUACUUCAGCAGUCGCAGGCGUUUUGGGGUGGUGUCCAAUAACCUGAAACAAGUGAAGGACAUGUACCUCAUUCCCUUGGGCGCCACUGAAAAAGUUCCACAUCAGCUCGUUCCCUUUGAUGGGCCAGGUUUAGAAAACAACCGUGCCAACCUCCUCCUUGGACUCAUAAUUCGCCAGAGACCUAAAAGGGAUUUUCUUCCCGUGGACAUGAAUGAGAGUGCAAGGAUUAUUCCUGAAAUCCAGCCCAUCACCGUUUCCACAAAAGAAACCAGAGAAACAGAGGAGGAUGAGAAAUUGUUCCUCUCUUCCUUGACUACUGCACAUAAAAAAGAGAAGGACAAACCACUUAACACUACUGAAGAUGUUGAUGAACCAAUUACAGAGUCUUUUGAAGAACCAUCUGCAUCAGAGGAGACCAACAAUCAGGAACCCCGAAAACCACUGCGCUUCCUUCCAGGUGUGUUAGUAGGCUGGGGUGGGGAAUUGCCACCUCUGCCAGAUGUUGGAGGUAAACCUGCAACAACAGCAGAUGACACCCAGAAGACCCAACCAGCUCCCAAAACGGAGGCAUUAACUGUAAACUCGAAAAGUCCAACAGCUGCUGCGCCACGAGAGCGCUUUGUCAUCAAGAAGAAAGAAGCCAAAGCCGUUAAAGCUGAACAAGAGCUCCCCAGCCCAACGGAUACAUCUGCUGUUAACAACUCAUCAGGAAAGGAUGCUGCAGUGGUGACCCAUGCUGCCCCAGUCUCUCUGAAAGAUAAGCCUCCAGAUGUAUCGACUGAAGCGUUCCUGGCAAGCUUGUCAGCAGCUCCGAGUGGGGCUGAAACUAGCAGCGCUGCCUCUGCAAACAAAGGCGAUGCCGGCCCUUUGUCUGAAACUGAGAAAACGCCGUCUGAAGAGGAUCCUUUGUCGCAGUCAAAAUCCCAGGCUGCUCCAGCUCACACUAAUAGCUCGAAACCUCCUUUAAGUGGAAUACUGAAAAAAUCUUCAGCAUAUUGCAGUGUGAGUGAAGAUAAAACAACAGUGCUACAAAAGGAUAAAGCCAGCCAGCCAGCUCCUUCGAGCCCUAAACCUGUGCCUGUGUUGAGUAGCACUAGAAAUGAGCCAGUUACACUAUUUCACCAAGGAUAUUUACAGCUUUCUCAGCCCAAGAACAAACCCGAGGAAGAAAAGCAAACAGCUAUUCGAUCAUUCGCUGGUGAAAAGGAAGAUGCUGCCGUGUCCCAGGCUGGUGCUCCUGUAACUCAGACAGUAUAUUCUCCUACAGUCCCAGCACCACAAGCAGUGUGUUACCCAGAAGUGUCUGAGGUCCAACACAACUCAGUAAUGGCACCAGUUCUCCCAGUAUACAACAGUACUGCACCUAUCCCACUGCAGCAGCAACAGCCUCAGGUACCUGGCAGCUACGACUACCCAACUGGCCCUCCACCUAACACUUUCUCCAGCCCACACACCCAGGAUCAGAACCACAGCACACCGUGGGCUCAGGACAGCACUUCACAGGCUCUUCCCGGACUUCAGUCGCAGUUUGCCGGGAGCUACCCUGAACCAGCUGGCCGACCUCCAUCCCUGGCCAAAGACUACAAGCGCCUAGAGGAGCGGUACAGCGACCCGUGGGAGCGGCCGCGCACAACAGAGGACAGAGACCACCACGGGAGGCACAGUCAUCACAGGGACACUCAUCACGGGAAAAAGAGCAGGCAUCAUGAACGGGAGCGGGAGAAAAAGCGUGAACGCAGCCGCGACAGAGAGAGGAGUAGGCACCACGGACACUCAGACGACCGCUAUGGUGAGAAGAGGAAAGAAAGGCACCGCAGCGAUGAUCACGGCAGCCGUCAUAAGGACAGACACAGACAUAGACGGGACUCUGAUUAUGAGAAUGGACGGAGAAGUUCAAAAGACAGUUAACUCAUAAUCAUGUUUAUUUUUUUUUUAAAGCCCCACUAGUUGGGGGCUCUAAGAAAGACUUUUGGUUGGCUUGUUGGUCACUUUGCUGGUUCAAACCACUUUGGCGUUAUCGGCUGACAGUGGAGGUGUUUAUUUUAUACAGCGGUCCACAGCUUGCCAUUUCCUUCAUAGAAGUUUAAAUUUUAUGUUAUUGACAGUGCAGCCAAAAUGAUCUAUCAUUUCAGAGUGAUGUGAAGAUCUUUCUAGACGUGUUUUCUUCAAACCAAGAACUGAAUAUUGGAACAGUUUCAAAAUUUUAACCUUUUUAUUGUAUAUAUCUUGUUCAUACUGAGCUGCUGCACUGACUACACAUGAUCACUUAAUGUUUUCAGUCUCAUGGUAACAUACAAAACAAGUGUGGACCAUUUGGUAAAAAGUUGGCAUGAAUGUAACACAGAAAACAUUUAACUGAGGACCGUGAUCUAAACAGCAGCUAUGCUUUUUUUUUUUUUUUUUUUCCUCCCCCCCUGACUUAAAUUCAUUUAAAUUGCUUAAAUAUUUUUUAAACUUACUUUUUUUGAAAAAGUAUGUACAUUUUGGCUUGUAAUAUACCUUAGAGAUGAAGUGUGCCUUUGCACUGUGUGUUUAUGUACAGUUCGUAAUAAAGCUAAUCCUUUUUUAUUAUUGAUUAUUAAAAAAAAUUCUCAUAUUUCUUUUUAAAUGUAUUAAAGGUACAACCACCUGAAUACUGAUUUUCAAGUUAUUGUUUACAAAACUGUUUUUGAAAUGUUGUCCUUUCUAAUUGGAAUAGUAACUUACUCUGAGGGCUUCUAUCUGUUUGAUAUUUCAUCCAGUUGAGUUUUGUCA
Epinephelus moara (kelp grouper) is the source of this 6076-nucleotide messenger RNA. RefSeq names its product PHD finger protein 3 (gene phf3). The transcript is spliced from 16 exons. Gene Ontology annotation, cellular component: nucleus. Bases 152 to 5230 code for a protein of 1692 amino acids. NCBI's taxonomy places the organism in Eukaryota, Metazoa, Chordata, Actinopteri, Perciformes, Serranidae. The record is from RefSeq and is a predicted model, not a curated record. Gene Ontology annotation, biological process: DNA-templated transcription.